Myzus persicae (green peach aphid) is the source of this 962-nucleotide messenger RNA. Its product is annotated as histone H2A-like. Lineage: Eukaryota; Metazoa; Arthropoda; Insecta; Hemiptera; Aphididae. Bases 25 to 477 code for a protein of 150 amino acids. Gene Ontology annotation, molecular function: protein heterodimerization activity; DNA binding; structural constituent of chromatin. The record is from RefSeq and is a predicted model, not a curated record. The transcript has a single exon. Gene Ontology annotation, cellular component: nucleosome.
UUUGACUAUAUAAACCAUAAUUUCAUGUUAUCACGCAUCAGUUUCAUUCGGUAUAACAUCAGUUAUUCAGUUCUACAAGCAAGCACUACAACAGCAAUUAUGAGCGGACGCGGCAAAGCAGGAAAAUCGAAGGUAGGCAAAUCCAAUACCAGAUCUUCUCGUGCCGGACUCCAGUUCCCGGUCGGUCGUAUCCAUCGAUUGUUGAGAAAAGGAAACUACGCCGAACGUGUCGGAGCCGGAGCUCCAGUGUACCUGGCCGCCGUCAUGGAAUACUUAGCUGCUGAAGUCUUGGAGUUGGCAGGUAAUGCUGCUCGUGACAACAAGAAAUCUCGUAUCAUCCCCAGACAUUUACAAUUAGCGAUCAGAAAUGACGAAGAAUUGAACAUGCUACUGUCCGGUGUAACAAUCGCCCAAGGUGGUGUAUUACCUAACAUCCAAGCCGUUCUCUUGCCCAAGAAAACUGAGAAAAAAGUUUAAUUAGCGUUUUACUAAAAUCACGAAAUACUAUAUAAUUAAAAAGGACCUUUUCAAGGCCACCAAUAUGAUAAACUUCCACUUACAAUUGUGUAAAAACAUAACAAUUCUAUCACUUUCAAUCGUUAUGAAAAGGUUUUUAUCGACUUAGGUAUACCUAUUUUAAUAAUUGUGCACAUUAUUGAGACCCACUAAACCUAAUCUGGUCCAAUGACUAAAUACAAAUCUUGUAAUUGUAAUAUGUAUUAUAAUAAUGGUUAAAAAUUUAAAAUAAACAAAAUCCGUAACAUUAAAAAUAAUAAGAUACCUGUUUUAGUUAUGCCACAACAUGUCAUUAUUUAAAAAGGCCCCACCAAAUUUUCCAAUCAUAGUUACCAAUUCAACAUUGGUAUUUCUGAAACAAAAUAGAGCCAUCUUAUAUCCCGGUACAACGUUAAUCAAUAUUAAGUUUUAUUUUUGUCUUCCUAUAAAUAUUGAAAGGCUUAAAU